UGCCUUCCUAACCGGAUCGUGUACGGAGUGCCGGACGAGGAUCUAGUUGGUUUGUCUGAGGGAACUGGAUGCGGCUAUAGUGACGGGAUUGUAGCUAGGGACAGUCGAGUCAGUGGCCUGCUGUGCCACUGGCUCGACGCUCGUGGGGGUCGGAAGCCAUCGGCGAUGUGCGCAGAUAUCACACGGCGAUGCUGACGGUGACUGUCUUUCAGCCGAUGUCUGAACGAAAUUAUCGUGUCCCUCCUGUCGGGGACGCGGUGAGGUCCAGGUUGCAGCGAUCUUCGAGACGUGUCGUCCCGAAGAAAUUCAUCAUGUCGCGUCAUAAGCAGCCAAAGAAGCUAGAACAUUUAGCACUAAAUAGCCUCGGAGACUGGGUUGCGAAAAAAGCUGAAAUGAACAUGGAACCUGUAGCUGAUAUGGCUCAACGUGAUAUCUCCGGAGCACAUAUUAUUCUUGCGAAGAUAGUGGAUAGCACACGUACGUUUCUCGAAUACAAUGUUCCGUGGAUGCUUCACGACUUACUGGCUGAUCAAGUGAUUCGCGCUCUAACUGAGCUUUUAGAUAAAAUCAAAAAGUCUCUAGGCUUUCGAGGGUCUAUGGGUAAAUUUGUAAGUCAAAUGAACGUGGCUGUUAAAAUGGCUGAAGUACUUUUUACAAAAAACUUAACAUAUGUAUCAAUGGACGAAAUACCUAAAAUGUUACGAUCGGUGUAUUAUAUAAACAUGCAUAAACUUACUGGCUUGGUUUAUUUAAAUCUGGGAUCAUUGUCUGGGGGUUGGAAAACUGCGGAUAUGGAGGAAUCUGUAGUGCAAGCUUUACAAACUCUCCAUUGUCUCAAGUAUCUCGUUAUAAACUACGACUGUACGGACAACAUCCUAAAAUGUAUAGUACAAAAUUGUCCUAAACUCGAAAAACUGGAUAUUUCUAGUUCCAAGUGUAUAACGAAUGACAGCGUAAAUAUAAUGCUCAAGUUAAUGCAUUUAAGAAGUGUACAAUUGUACAGGACUUUUGUGACGUUGGAAGGAUUUACAAAACUAUUAAUAAAUUGCAAAACUUUAGAAGAUCUAGGCCGUUGCGAUGAGAUUGGCAAAAUUCUAGAAUAUAUUGAUUUAACUAAUUCGGACGCAAGGCCUUUAAAUUUAAAGGUGUAUGUAAGUCGAUACGCUACACUUCAUCAAUUACAAUUAUCUGUAGAAAUGUGCCCUUUCAUACGAAGUAUGACAGUAUUCCACAAUACGUUGCAAAAUGAUUUGAUGGUCUUGAUUGGACUACGAGACUUGCGAGAGCUGAAAUUGCUAUCGUGCGAUUUUUACGCAGACCAAGUAAAGCAAGUCUUGCAGGUGAAAGGUUGUAAUCUUGCUCACUUGCACCUCGAACAUGUUGAUCAAAUUGACCUAAAUGCUCUCAUGUAUAUUAGUCAAAUGUGCCCUUUACUUGAAAGCAUGACCUUUUAUAACUGUACUCUCAUUCAACAUACGUCCCUUUACACGAAAAAGUUAGAGAUUUCACCGUAUAGAAACUUAAAAAAGCUAACAAUUGUGGCGAAAUGCACAGAAGAACAGUUGAUGUUUCUACUGAGCAAUUGUUUGAAUGUUGAAUUUAUUCAGAUCGGCACUGCAGUGCAAAUGACCGACGAUUUUGUUAUUAAGUUGUUAAAUAAAAAUCCACUUAUACAUUUGAGGGAAUUGCGAAUUAUGCAGUCAGAUUUUAUGACCAUGACCUCUGUUAAGAGCAUUGUAGAAAGUUGUAUGUGUCUUGAAGUGUUAGUGGAGCUGGAAAGUUGGACAUUAUUGACUGAAAACGAUCGGGAGUACAUUCGAGAUUACAUACGAGUUAAUAAUCUAAAUAUCAACACGGCACCUAUUCGAAGAUAUGAUGUCUGAUGUUACGCUUCGAUAGCGUCUUCGUUUUGUUCGGCUUCGCAUGUUGACUAACGAAAACAAGUACAUAAUGAGGCAUUAAUUAUUUGACACUGGUGAGGUCAGCACGGAUCGAUACCGUGGGCACUGUACAAGUGUGUGAUGACGUAAAUAAUUCAUGUGGGAUUUGAAUGCUCUAGACUUCAUGGUCUAUAUGCUAUUUAACACUACAAUAUAAUAAUAAUAUAAAAAUAAUAGCACAAUAAUGUAAAAACAAAGAAAACCGGGUCAAAU
This is a messenger RNA of Hyposmocoma kahamanoa, 2153 nucleotides long. RefSeq lists its product as uncharacterized. The coding region runs from base 189 to 1883 and encodes 564 amino acids. The record is from RefSeq and is a predicted model, not a curated record. The transcript is spliced from 2 exons. NCBI's taxonomy places the organism in Eukaryota, Metazoa, Arthropoda, Insecta, Lepidoptera, Cosmopterigidae. Gene Ontology annotation, cellular component: SCF ubiquitin ligase complex. Gene Ontology annotation, biological process: SCF-dependent proteasomal ubiquitin-dependent protein catabolic process.